UCUGUAUUGUAAAGCCUAUUAUAAAGAUCAUAGUUUUUGAAAAUUCUCUACCUUUACAGCAUGGCUGGAGAUGGUUUAUUGAUCUGCUCCAUCGACAAUCUUCCUGCACAAUUGCCUCGUGAGGCAACAGAUUAUUUUGGAAAAUUGCUGUUGCCAUGGAUACCAGAAAUGGUAUGCGUUUAUUCUUGGGUUUCACUACGGCAUUAUGCAGUGAAUCUGACGGGGAGUCAACCUCAAAUGUAUUGAUGCUUAUGCUGUACUGGAGUGAGAAAAUGAUACGAAAUUCCAUGUAUUUGUAACCAAACACAAGGCUAAUACAUAAAACGAACAAUCGACUCACUCCGAUAACUGUGUUUUGUUUUGUGAGUUGACCCCUUUCACUUUUGUGACGUUAUAUGAAACCCAAGAAUACAGUAGCUGUUACUUUAUAGUAAGAUUCCUGGCAGAGGCUUAGUUACAAUAGUUAGGUCUAUGAAGGAAUUGUGCAAAAGGUCGAUAAGGUGGGCAAAAACAUCGGGAGAAAUAAAUUGAAAAGCAAGAAAUAGGUGUAAGAUAAUAGUCGAAAUUUCGAACAUUUUUGGCUUCGUCGACGAAAAUUUUGCAUGGGACUUUAGCAGCAAAAUUUUGUUUUUGAUUAGUCGGCCAAAUUUAAUUUCUUUCCCUAUUUUACUAAAUAUUUGCUUAUAUUUUGCAGGUUGCGUCUCACACAAACACUUCUUUUGAGAAUCAAACUCAUUUUUCAGAGACUGUGAGAAAUGUAAGUUAUGUAUAGGUAGUUCCGAACCCUAGUUUUGCAUGAUUGUUUUAACAUAUCGAGCCAGACUCUUAUACAUACAUACGUGUAUUUUUUCCCCGGUAGGCUGUUAUCACAUCGAAUGGAAAAUUGACUCCAAAUUACGAGUAUAUUGACGAGUUAAGAAAAGGGUAUGAUGUUUAACUUUUUUUAUAAGCAGUCUAGUUAACCAGGGUCGUACACAGGGGGGGGGGGCAGGUGAAAAAACGAAGAAAACUUAGACUUAUUAAUUAUUCUUUUGGUAUUUGGGACUUUUUUCGGCAUAUAUGUAGGCCUUAUUGCCCCCCUGGUGGAAAAAAUCCUGCGUAUUACCUAUGCGAAUAUUUUAAGAACUAAGAAAGAUUUGGAGAAUCUCUGAAACCUUUUCCACAUAAUUAUAAAGUUCUUUCAAAAAAGGGAAACUCAUAUUUUUUUACCAAAUCACAAUUAGCAAAAUGCCAAUACAUUUUUCAUUGGUCUGAAAAUUUUCUGAGUUUCUGCCAUGUUCUCACGAACAGCAUAAAAAUUGGAACAGUAUAUAAAAUAAUAACGAAUUGCAAAAUCUGUUGAUAGAAUAAAAUAUAUUUUACUGCCGGUUGGUUGGUCAGAAAAACGGGAUGCAUAAUGAACCAGGAUAUUUUUUACAUGGCCGUAAUAGAGAUUCCACGCAAUGUAAGCGUUAAUUAAAACUACAGUCGAACCUCUAUUAAGCGGCCCUCCAUUAAGCGGCCACCCUCUAUUAAACGGCAACAUAUCGAAGUCCCUAAAUUUUUGUAAUACAAAUACUAUAAACUAUUCCUCUAUUGAACGGCCACCUCUAUUAAGCGGCCGCGGCCACCCAAAGAGCGGUCCCAAAUGAUGUUUUAUGUCGAUUUUUACCUCUAUUAAGCGGCCAGCCUGCAGGAUUUACUUGGCGCAACACCUUGUCAAGAGAGCCGAAAAUAAAAGUCGAGCUAAUUUGCUUUAUUUGUAAAAUAAGGCUUAAAAAUUUUGUUUUAACGCAUGCCAUUUCACACCUCAAAAGCUUUACACCUCAAAAGCAUUGACUACGCCCAGGGUCUAUUAUUUGCGUUAUUGCGUACCUCUAUUUAGCGGCCACCUCUAUUAAGCGGCCACAAAGCCGAUCCCCAAAGGAUGGCCACUUAAUAGAGGUUCGACUGUAGUUUGUUGUUUCGGAAUAAGGAAAUUCAUAUCUGUUUCUGCUUCAGCCAAGAACCUGUAAAACCGGUAGUCCCAACAGUAAAAGAACCUACAACAGCACCUAUUGGUACUAAGGACAUUGAUAUCAAACAUAAAGUAUUACUACUCGGUUCUGGCUUGGUUACCGGUCCAGUUGUGGAGUAUCUUAUGAGAGAUCAGUCUAUACGCCUUACAAUAGGUAAGUACAGUAAGUUUUUUGCCUAG
This is a messenger RNA of Paramuricea clavata, 2176 nucleotides long. NCBI's taxonomy places the organism in Eukaryota, Metazoa, Cnidaria, Anthozoa, Malacalcyonacea, Plexauridae. The record is from the annotation of a GenBank genome assembly.